This is a messenger RNA of Exaiptasia diaphana, 2491 nucleotides long. Its product is annotated as probable imidazolonepropionase. Gene Ontology annotation, molecular function: imidazolonepropionase activity. Gene Ontology annotation, cellular component: cytoplasm. The transcript has 8 exons. Bases 74 to 1357 code for a protein of 427 amino acids. NCBI's taxonomy places the organism in Eukaryota, Metazoa, Cnidaria, Anthozoa, Actiniaria, Aiptasiidae. The record is from RefSeq and is a predicted model, not a curated record.
UCCACGUGGCUUUGGAUAAAGUUGUUUUUGUCUUUUUAUUUUCUAUACAAUUGUUUUUUUAAUCUUAUUGGCGAUGACCAGGCUGAUUAUUAGACAUGCAAAGCAAGUUGUUCUUGUUUGCAAAAAUGRUGAGCGUGUUUUGAAAGGCGAAGCCAUGAAAACUGUCGCAGUGUUGGACAGCGAGGAAGAAGCUGGAGUGUCCGUUGUUGCAAACGAUGGCAAGAUAGAGUGUAUUGACCAUGACAGGAAGGUAGAUAUCAAAUAUCGUGGUCAAACGUUUGACACGGAGAUUGACGCUACUGGCAAAUGUGUUCUUCCAGGGCUCAUUGAUGCUCACACGCAUCCUGUUUGGGUUGGUGACAGAGUUCAUGAAUUUGCUAUGAAACUUGCAGGUGCAUCAUAUAUGGAUGUGCACAAAGCUGGUGGUGGGAUAAAUUUUACAGUUCAACAUGUACGAAAAGCUACAAAAGAAAGCCUCUAUCUCUCUCUCAAGCAAAGACUUGACCGCAUGCUUAAAUGUGGCACAACAGUUGUUGAAGCUAAGAGUGGCUAUGGUUUGGAUGUAGAGAAUGAAAUAAAGAUGUUACAAGCAAUAGAAAUGGCAAAGAAAGACCACCCAAUGGAGAUCUCAAGUACUUUUUGUGGAGCUCACUCAGUUCCUAAGGGUAGUACUGCAGAGGAAGCAACUGCAAAUGUUAUCAAUGACCAGAUUCCAAAGAUUAAGCAACUCAUGGAAAAUGGAGAGCUAACUGUUGAAAAUAUUGAUGUUUUUUGCGAAAAAGGUGUCUUUGAAGCUGACCACACAAAGGAAAUAUUAGAAGCUGGCAAAAAGGCUGGAUUUACAAUCAAUUUCCAUGGUGAUGAACUACACCCUAUGAAAUCAGGAGAGCUUGGUGCAGAAGUUGGUGCAUGUGCAAUCAGUCAUCUUGAAGAAGUCAGUGAUGAAGGCAUCAAAGCGAUGGCUAAAGCAUCAGUUAUAGGAGUACUUUUACCAACAACUGCUUAUAUUCUUAAACUUAAACCACCGCCAGCAAGACAAAUGAUUGAACAAGGUGUAGCUAUUGCACUUGGUACUGAUUUUAAUCCAAAUGCAUUCUGUCUUUCAAUGCCCCUUACAAUGCACCUAGCAUGCUGCUUGCUGAGAAUGUCAAUGCCAGAGGCAUUAGCAGCUGCUACAAUCAAUGCAGCUGCUACAAUUGGCCGUGCACAUUCUCAUGGAUCACUAGAGAUUGGAAAAGUUGCCGACAUGAUCAUCAUCAAUGCUCCCAGAUGGGAGCAUUUGAUUUACCAGUUUGGAGGCCACAAUGAGAUUAUUACUCAUGUCAUCAAGGGUGGGAAAGUUAUCCAUCAAAAAUGAUUUUGCAAGCCAUUGGCUAAACAAAACUAGGAAGUGAAUCAUACAUUUAUUUCUAAACAUAAAUAGUUAUAACUUAAAUAGUUUUAUUUAUAUUUCAACCUAAUUUAUGAAGUCUGGCUCACAUAUUACUUAGUCUCCUUUCACAGUCGUUAUGAGGCUUUUUCCCAGGAACAAAUCAAAUAUUUUGAAGCAAGGAACACAAUGUUCAGCAUUUACAUGUUUUAAACCCCUUAUUAGUUUCUGUGGUAGUAACAUAAUGAGCUAAGACAAGGAUAAACUGUUUUGCCCUGUUUUAUCUUAUAAAAAAAGCACUUCAAAAAUUUAAACAAAUUGCAUGUGACUGAUUAAGGUGUUGGUAGAUUGUGGAAAGUCUAGAAGACUAAACACUAAGAAUUCAGCUGUUAAGACAUGAAGGAGCUAUUAACUUAUUGCCCAAUGAAGACUAGGUAUAAAUCAUGACAAAAUAUAGCUUUUACAGUAGCUAUGUUCAGUCUAUCAUAAUAGGAUGUAUUUAUUCUAAAAGAUGUACAAAUGUUUUUAUUUAAAUAAAUUUUUGAUCAAAGAUAUAUGUUACAUGUAUUUACCGGCUGGGAGGUCUGUAUAGGAAAACACUGCCCAAAGUCUUGAUAGUACAGAACGAGUGCAGCGAGGUCCGUACAUAAAAGACCAAGGCCAGUGUUUUCCUAUACGGACCGACCUAUAGCCGGUAAAUAACAUUUUUAUUUUUUAUUUGUAUCUUAUGCAACUUUGCUCGCAGCCUAGCCUACAGUCAGACCAGGCAGAUCGUGAAAAACCGGACCACAUGCUAGCCAAUCACAGUGUGUGAAUGACUAGGAUACCGGACCGAAAAAAAAUAACACAGUGUAUGACCAGCUUCCUUAUUCAAGUGAAGUCAUUAAAACACUGAAAAAUUUGACUAUUGAAGUGAUAGUCAAAUAGACACAAAACAAUGCAAUUAGAGAGUACUAAGGUGUGUUAUCAUAAUAUCUAUUUCAUAGGUUUUUUGAACAACUCUAAUAGAGUCUACGUGUACUUAAAUAAUUCUGCAACUGAGAUAGAGAAAGCACUAAACAAAUUAAAGUGUUUAUCUUUACAAAUAUUGUUAAUUUGUGGAAUUAAAAACAAUUCUCUCCA